AUGGGCGUCGUCGCCACCUACAAGAAUAGACAGUUCAGGCCCAAAGGACCAGGUGUAGCAAUUUCCAAUCACCUCUCACCAAACGACGUACAGUUGCUGUUCGCAGGAACUCCUCCAGGCUCGCCCUACGGUUACGUGAUCACCGGCCAAAAACAUACUGGUAUUAUCGGAAUAUUACUUGAACUGUGGUUUCAGUUUGGUGGUCCGGUCCUGCUUUUUCCCGAAGGCUAUUGCUCCAAUAACACACAAGUUCUACAGUUUAGAAAGGCAAUAUUCGAAGAAGGAAUCAAGAUCUAUCCGAUAGCUAUCAAGCAGGACAGUCGGUUUGGCGAUGCCUUUUGGCAUGAGGACGCAUUCAGCUGGUACCUUGUUAGGGUUAUGUGCAGCUGGGCUACUCCCGUGGAUAUCACCUACCUGCCGCCUUUGACUCGGCUACCGCGAGAGACGAAUGUCGAGUUCGCAGCUCGUGCUCAGGCUCUUAUCAGUAAUGUAGUGGAAGCCCGACCCGCAGAGUUCGGUGGUUUGUUGUGGUACAGCAAACAUGAGCAGCGUCGUUUGCUGGAACUUCAGAAAGAAGUGUGCGCUGUGGCGUUGCUGUCUCAUCUCCACGAAAGCAAAGAGAAGACGGACAGCGACGACGGCUACUUCAGUAUGACACCCACCAAUGCUAGUCAUUGUAGCUCACCGACCACUGAUAAAUGCGGUGGUAUACUUUCACAUUAA
Molecule: messenger RNA, 723 nt
Organism: Cooperia oncophora
Lineage: Eukaryota; Metazoa; Nematoda; Chromadorea; Rhabditida; Trichostrongylidae
Source: the annotation of a GenBank genome assembly